AUGCCUGUCAGGAGAAGCAACGACAUUAAAAUUGCUCUCACAACUUUCUCUCUCUGCCAGGACCUGGUGAACGGGUUUCAGUGUGUGUGCGCUCCGGGUUUCGGGGGUGAACGUUGUGAGACGGACGUGGACGAGUGCGCCAGCGAACCGUGUCUCAAAGGCGGCCGUUGCCAUGACGAAGUUAACGGCUUCCACUGCCUCUGUCCACCCGGUUCCUCUGGGAGUCGCUGUCAGUUGGAUAUCGAUUACUGCCUCCACAGUCCGUGUCAAAACGGCGGCGAGUGUUUCAACCUGGAGAGCGAGUACGUCUGUGAAUGUCCCGAAGACUUCGAGGGGAAGAACUGCUCGCGGCUGAAGGACCACUGCCGCACCACGCCCUGCAAAGUGAUUGACAGCUGCACGGUUGCCGUGGCGUCCAACAGCACGCCGGGCGGGGUGCGUUUGAUUUCGUCCAACGUGUGCGGGCCCCACGGUCGCUGUCGGAGUCACGCCGGCGGACAGUUCAGCUGCACGUGUGAGGAGGGGUUCACCGGGACGUACUGCCACGAGAAUAUCAAUGACUGUGAGCUGGCCCCCUGUCUGAACGGAGGGACCUGCAUCGAUAAAGUCAGUCAGUAUCUCUGCAUCUGUGCAGACGGCUGGGACGGACCCACCUGCCACAACAAUAUCGACGACUGCAGCUCGGCUCCGUGUCAGAACCGCGGCGUCUGUCGAGAUCUGGUCAACGAUUUCUUCUGCCAGUGUAACAACGGCUGGAAGGGGAAGACCUGUCACUCACGAGUGAGUCAGUGUGACGAGGAGACGUGUAACCACGGAGGAACCUGCUACGAUGAAGGAGACGCCUUCAAGUGUCAGUGUGCUGCCGGCUGGGAGGGCGCGACCUGUAGUAUCGCGAAGAACAGCAGCUGUGUGUCGAGUCCCUGUGAGAACGGAGGAACCUGCGUGGUGGACGGAGACUCGUUCAGCUGCGUCUGCAAGGAAGGCUGGGAGGGCGCCACCUGCAGCCAGAACGCCAACGACUGCAGUCCUCAUCCCUGCUACAACAGUGGGACCUGUGUGGAUGGAGACAACUGGUAUCGAUGUGAAUGUUCCCCGGGUUUCGCCGGUCCAGACUGCAGAAUCAACAUCAAUGAGUGCCAGUCGUCGCCCUGCUCCUUCGGCUCCACAUGUGUGGAUGAAAUCAACGCUUUCCGCUGCAUCUGUCCUCCAGGAAGAACUGGCCCCCGCUGCCAAGAAGCGUCGGGGCGGCCCUGUGUGGUGGGGGGGGCGCAGCUGGCUCUGGACGGCAGCCGGUGGGACGACGACUGCAACAUCUGCAGCUGCCACAACGGGAGGACCACCUGCACCAAGUUUCAGUGCGGCCCUCGCCCCUGCAGUCUCCUCUCUCAGCCUCCAGGCUCUGAGUGUCCGGAGGCUCAGACCUGCGAGGCGCUGCAGGAAGAGCGCUGCUUCGUGAAGCCGUGCCCGGGGCAGGGGGAGUGCUGGAGCCCCGCCCACCAGGCCCCGCCCACUGACAGCUGUCACUCAGAGAGCGGCUGCGCCAACCUCACCUUCGCCUUCAACAAGGACGUCAUGGCAACGGGUGUGACGGUGGAGCAGGUUUGUCAUGAGCUCAGGAGCCUCUACGUCGAGAAGAACCUGUCCUCCUCCUCCUCCUCUUCCUCUUCCUCUUCCUCUUCCGUCUCCAUGACCUGCGAGCCGUCGCUCAGCACCAACAACGAAAUCCACGUUGCCAUCUCGACGGAGGACCAGAGGAGAGGUCUGACCUUCGUCAAGGAAAUCACAGACAGGAUCAUGGACCUGGUGAGCAAGGGGAGCGCCAACAGCAGCAUCAUCAGCGCCAUCGCAGAGGUCCGGGUCCAGAGGCGGCAGAACCACAACCCCAACGCAGACCACAUCGUGCCUCUUCUGAUAUCCGCGGUGGUCUUCAUCUGGGUGCUGGCCGUCACCUCCAUGUUGCUGUGGUGUGUGAAGAGGCGGAGGAAACAGAGCGCUCACACCGUGGUCAACACACAGGCGGCAUCAUCAUCAACAUCAUCAGCUGUAGCCCCGGCAACCGAGGACAACAACGCCCUCCACAACAGCGUCAGCACCACCCGCGAGCAGCUCAACCACAUCAAGAACCCCAUCGAGAAAAACACCCCCAACCUCCAGCAGCACCUCCUCCAUCACCACCACAUCUGCGAGGACAAGAACGCGGUCAACGCCAAGAUCAGGAAGUCGGACGGCGGGAGCCAAUCAGACGAGGAGGAGAUGGACAAGAGGCUUCAGAAGGCGAGGUUUCCCAGAGCACCGCCGGCAUAUUCGCUGGUGGACUGGGAGGAGCGACCCCCCCAUCAUCUGACAGGCAAACACUGGACAAACAAACAGGACAACAGGCAACUUCAGUCGCAGAGUGUAAACAGGACGGAGUACAUUGUAUAACCAUCGGGGCUCAAAAUGACUGGACAAUCCUUCGAGAUCAAACCGCCCAAAACGGGGAAAAACGUUAUCUUUUGUUUAUUUGUUAUGUUGUUUUUCCUUCUGGACUGAUGGAUGUAAUUUAUGACGCGGAUCUGGACGGUCCACCGCUGGAUCUCCGAUACUGCGGACACUUUUCGUUAAAUUUGGACGUGCAGGAGCGUUUUUUUUUUUUGAGUUCAAUAAUGAGUUUUGUAGUUUGAAUGUGCUGCAGCAAAGUUGGAAAAUAUUUAUUUAGUUAUUUGCGCGACCAAUUUUGAGUCAUUAUGAAGAAUCGUCCGUGUAGAAUGUUUCUGUAAAGAUGUGUGAAUAUAUUUUUUGUAUUAAUCAAUGUGUAUAUUUGGAUUUAUUAACUUAAUCAUCAAGAGCCUUUUUUUUUUAUUUAUGAGUUGAAGCUUUGUAAGCUCACGAUUUCUUGAUGGAAAUAUUUUUUUUUUAUAUAAUUUUAACGCCAAAAGUGUUCUUGGAAAAAUAGUUUAUUUUUUAGCCUUUUGGAUUUGGGCAUUUUUGUGCCUCAAUUGAAUGUUUUGUACAUUGUCUGUGAGGCCGUUUCGUUGGUAUGUUUGCCAGAAUGUUAUGUUGUAAGCACUCUACACGUACAUGGAGAGAAUUGAUGAAUUGAUUGAUGGUUAGAGACAGAUUUUGCUGCUGCAGGAUCCUUUUAUACAAACCAACAUGGUGGCCCAUAUACUGCUUUUGCUACUGAAAUUAAAUUCUUUAAGGGACGCAACUUUUUUUUGCAAUUAUUUGUACAAUUUGUACAGUGUAAAAAAAAAAAGAGUUGAGCACAGGCUUUCUGUUUCCAUGUUUGUAACAAUCUGAAUGAGCCCUGUAGAGUUUGCAUCCAGUGUGAACAUUGUGUGAAAACUUGAGGUCUGAAACGUCACAGGAAACCAUUUUAGGAAGUACUGAAAGAGAGAGUUUAACACUUUUUGUGACAUGUUGCCUGUUGUUGAUUGGAGGGAAAAGUAAGGCUGUGAAUAAGAGUUUGUUUACAGUCGUCAGCCUCUUCUAGUUCAUGAUGGAGGAAAAAAUAAAACGUGUUUUUCUCAUA
Molecule: messenger RNA, 3514 nt
Organism: Notothenia coriiceps (black rockcod)
Lineage: Eukaryota; Metazoa; Chordata; Actinopteri; Perciformes; Nototheniidae
Product: protein jagged-1a-like
Exons: 16
Coding region: 1-2424 (807 amino acids)
Biological process (GO): Notch signaling pathway
Molecular function (GO): peptidase inhibitor activity; calcium ion binding; Notch binding
Source: RefSeq, a predicted model, not a curated record